GGACGGCGUUCGCAGGCCUAGAGGGCUUAUACGCUAGAAGACGCUUUUGCCCACCGCAAAACAACUGGUUGCUUGGAAGGCGUCUCGCGCUACCAGCACCGCAGCUUCUUAUUUUGAAGCGUACAGCGCUAGCGACGACGCAGCGGCAGCCUAGCUCGUGCGGUGGUGCUCCCAAAGGCUAAAACAGGGAGCACGCCGCAGUACAGGACAAAGCAAUGGACAAACCACUGGAAUACGCCGACGACCUCGACGACGACGAGGCGCGCCAGGCGCUCUGCACCUCCAACGCCUGCGCGGACCCCGGCUGCGCGGCCAUCGAGAUGACUGAUGCGCUGCCCGAGCCGGCGUGGGUGCUGAACUGCGCCCAGGACACGACCUUCGACCAGGUGAGGUAUGAAAGGCGCUACGCGGCGCGGCCGCCGGCCUCGCGGAGCACGGCGUUCGCGGCCGUUGCCCGCAAAAUUUACGGCGCGGCCGGGGACCGCGGCCGGAGGCAGGCGCAGUACGCGUACCGGAGCGCGCCGACGCACAAGCUCGCGGCUUUAGUGCUGCUGGCGCUCUUCUCCGCGACGUUGUUCGCCGUGCUCGUGAGUCCUAGAAGGCGGCACAAUCACGGGAGCGUGACGCCUCUGAACGCGACGAGGCCCUAGUACUAAAUUUUGUCAGUUUA
Pelagomonas calceolata is the source of this 670-nucleotide messenger RNA. NCBI's taxonomy places the organism in Eukaryota, Pelagophyceae, Pelagomonadales, Pelagomonadaceae. The record is from the annotation of a GenBank genome assembly.